Messenger RNA from Prorocentrum cordatum, 2138 nucleotides. NCBI's taxonomy places the organism in Eukaryota, Dinophyceae, Prorocentrales, Prorocentraceae. The record is from the annotation of a GenBank genome assembly.
CCCGGUGGCAACGACAGGACACGACACGACGACGAGGACGACGGACGACAGACGAACGACAGAGGCGCGCGGGGCAGGGAGAGGCGGAGACGGGAGGGCAAGGGAGGCGCGUCGGCCCGCGCGGCCAGCUGGCCUCAGCCCGCGCCAGCUGCGGCUACGCGCAGCCGGCCAUCCUGCGGCGCCGAGCCCCUCGGCGAAGCCGAGGAGCUCUGGCGCCGCCAGGCGCGACACCUGUAUCGCGCUUACCUGCGACGUGUAUUUCACGAAGCUCCCAAGGAAAGGAAAGAGAGGACGGAUGGAAAGAAGGGACAAGGGGAGAUGCGGGCGGGAGAAGGGGAAACGGCCGGCCCGGAGCAGAGGCAGGCAGGGGGCAGGUCCGGGCGCCAGGGAAGCCCGCUGCACCUCGCGAGGGCUGUCCCGAGCGCGCGUGCUCCUGCUGCUAGAAGGCAGAGCCAGCAGGAGGAGGAGGAGGAGGAGCAGCAGCAGGCGGAAAGGCUGACCCCCUCUGCGCGGCACCCACAUGGCAGCGUCCCCGCACGUGGCUCGAGCUGCGCGCAGGUCGCCCAGGCCGUCUGCUGCCAGGCGGCCCUGCGGAAAGAGGCGGCGGCACUUCGAAUGCCGCGGGUCACGUCCUGCGGACGAGAGAAUUGGCUCCACCAAUCUUUCUUCGCCGGUGCACGGCGCGCGAGAGGAGGGCACGGGUCCCGGUCGAGAGCCGCGAGGCCGAGCGCAUCCAGGGGGGGCAGGAAGAGGAGAGGCGGAAGGUCCGCAGGGGGGGGGGAGGCGGAGAGGGAGGGAUGGUGCUCUGACUGUUGACAUCGCGAGAACUAGCUCCUCGCGUGUCCAAGAGUUUGAGAAAUCUAAACGCCACGCCCAGAUAGCUGCUGUACGAUCGAAAGGGCUGCGUUUCAAAAUUAGUUGAAACAUGUCAAGAGGAAGGCCGCUACUCUGGCACAGAGCGUGCGGACGCGAGGAACAUGCUUUUCGCUACUGCUAAUCCUUCCACAGCAAUAUUUGAAACAUGAGCCAUGAUCGAGUUCAUAGCUGCUCGUUCGUGCCGCCCACUGGCAGCCCCCUCGGUCAGAUUCACCGGCCGAAGGUAGGCAUGUAGCUGGAGGCGGGAACGCUGCCGUUCAACAUCUUCAGUGCGCGGCCUUGCGCGCGCUGGCCAUGACACAAGAAAGAGCGUGAUUCUGAACAAAUUCGCCGACACUGAAAACUGGGCCAGCAAACCAGCCUUGCACGUAAUGCUUUCUGCAAGGGGGUCUGGACGCAGGGCCAGCUUUCUGAAGCGGCCUCGGUGGGGAUGAUGCCUUCAUGAUCUCAUAAUCAGCACGACUGCAUGUUGUCUCCGUCCAGCAUUUCGCAAGAGCCUGCCUCCGCGAAAGAGGCGCUCCUGCCCAGGGAGUAGCCAGAUUCAUCACUGUGGAGCACUACGGAACCGGAGGCAACCAGCUGCACUGCGCGGGAGAGCGCAGAGGCCUCACACUCCGCCACCAGGCGCGCGCGCAGCGAGCAGGCCGUGUCGUUGGCGACCACCUUGAUGGCCUCCUGGAGGAUCAUGGGCCCGUGACGGCACUGGGCUCCUAGCGAGGACGGCGGCGCUGCGAAGGACACGGUGCAGCCAGUGAUGCACACGCCCGCGCGCACGGCGGCCUCGAUGGGGUUCGUGCCUGGGAACGCCGGCAGCAGCGACGCGUGGAUCACCAGUACCCUGCCCGCGUAGCGCUGCAGCAGCUGACGAGUCAGCAGGGUCUGGUCGACGUCGUCCAGCACAACUACGAGGUCCGGCGUCAGGGACGCCAUGAGCUCGUCGAACUGCCUCGAGAAAUCCACCGCCACGCCGUCGGCGCCCGUGCCAGAUGCUGGGCCGCCUCCCGCGCUCUCGGGCCUGGGCGCGGCGCCCGCGUCGAAGUCGAGGCCCUCGCAGUAGAACUCGGUGUGGGCGAACUGCCCGUCACCCAGCACGAUGGCCUGCAGGCCCAGGUUCCUGGCGUUCGCUAGCAAGGGGCUGUCUGGGUACGGGCUCACGAAGGCCGACAGGCUGGCCGCGGAAGCGGGCAGCGCCAGGGCCUGCGCGGCCGCCUGAAGGGGCGAGACCUCCUCCCGGCCGCCGAGCACCACGACUUGCUUCCUGG